AUGAGCAGCAAUGAGCACGACAAUAGUAUUUUAUCAUUAAAGUACUUAGAAAAUGAUAAUAAUCUAGAUGAUGAACAGGAGAAUUUAGAUAAAUUUCUUGAUAACGACUAUAUUUUAGAAGAAAAUCCCAAGAAUGUUGCUGCGAAUUCAAAUAGCAAUAAUAAUAAUUAAUAGAAUAGCUCAAGCACUUAAAUCCAAACAAGUUCUACUGAGAUAUUUAUGGAUACCAAAAAGCCAACUCAAAUUUAUGGGUCUUCAUAGUCUUCAGUCACCAUGCUGAAUAAGGCUUCUUUCACAGACCUUGGCUUUUUUCUUCAAAAUAACUCUGAAUACCCAAUUGAUUUGAAUUCAGCAGGAGCUAACUUUAUCAGACAAAUGCUUUAAAGCAAUUAGCCCAUGAAGAAUUACAUGAACUACCUAAAAAAAGACCUUGUCGAUCUUACAGAUGAGAGAGAUGCAGCGGUUGUUAUGCAGAUUCUGCAAAAACCGACAAAGAGUAAGAACGAAUGCGACUUUCUCCUUAAAUCUAUACAAGGAUUACAUUUAUUCUAAAAAAACAAAGAUAUGUUAACUAUGAAAGACUGUAACUAGACCUUGCUUGAGAAACUCAGAUUGGAAUAUUUUCCAGCAAGAAAGACAAUCUUUAAUUAUGGUGACUUUGGUUACACUUAUUACAUAGUUUUGCAAGGAGAAUGUGAUUUGUUGAUUCCAGCUCCAACUCUAGAUGCUAGCGAUAAGUCUAAAAAGGACGAAUCUGGUCAUGGUAAAAGCGAAAACAACAAGGAGCAUACUACAUAACAUCAUAAACACCAUUAAGAACAUUAUGCUAAUAAUUAACAUAGUGAAGUUGAGAGUACAGUAGAUUUAAGAGAAACUCAAACUGGUUCUCAUCCUUUAAGUAAAUUAGGCAAAAAAAAAGUAAAACUUGAUAGCAAGUGGAAGGUGCUUAAAUAAACAUUCAAUCCAGAUCAAGAAAACAUGCAUCUUUAAGAAAUAUCUUCUCCACGCUAGAAUUCAGACGCAACACCUAUCAGAGACAAUGAAACCCAAGAAUAGUUUUUAGAAAGAUGUUUUGUUGGGUUAAAAUACAUGAAGACUUUUAAACCAGGAGAGGCAUUUGGUGAGAUUGCUUUGAUGACUAAACAGAGGAGAACUGGUACUAUCGUUUGUAGAGAAAACACCUUUUUAAUGGCAUUAACUAAAGAAAGUUUUGACAUCAUACUAGGAGCUUAUCAUGAAAUAAUUAUUUAGAGAAAGCUCAACUUUUUAAAGUCAUACAAUUUCUUUAGAGGUGUACCAAACUCAAAAUUACUUUCGUUGCUCCACAUGAUGAAAAUUGUUAAUUACAGCAACAAAAAUAUUAUUUACACUGAAAAUGAUCCAAGCAGAUUUGUGUAUUUAAUUAGAGAAGGAGAAGUUGAAAUUUCUUAAGUGUGCAAUAUUGAAACUAAUGUGGAAAAAGAGAAGAAGAAAAAAGAAGAGCAAGAAGACAAUCCCAACGAUAUAAAUGCAGUUAAAGCUUAAAAAGAAAUUAGAAAUAAAAAGAAAAGAAUUCCUAUUGUAAUUAAGGGUAAAAAUUCUUAUUUCGGUGAAGAAGAAAUUCUCAAACACAUCGAUACAAGAAAAUAAUAAGCUAUUUGCAGCAGUGAGACAGCAGAAAUAUUCCUCAUUAAAAAAGAUAUCCUUUACAAUUACACAAGAGGAUAUGGAGUUAUUGAUAAACUCAAGGAGGAGUUUAAGGUAAAAGGAGAGUGGAAUUAAAUUAGGUAGGCUAAGAUAGUUCAAACAACUUAAAAUACUAAAAGUGAUAUUGAGAAACAAAUAACUUUAUUGUCGUUGAAGAGAUCUUCAGCCACCUUAUAAAACAUCAAUGAAACAAAAGGUUUGGAAAGUAAAUCAUAAAACUCGAAUAUAUUCUCUAUUAAUUAGGCUAGAAGCUAGACUUUGCUAAAUAUUCCUGCAAAUCCAGUAUCUAUGACCAGUAUUAAUUCUUCUGGAAAUAAAAGAAAUAGCAUGAUGAAUACUUUUAACAAUAAUCCUCGUACUCCUUCAUAAACUAGUGGUCUAACUUUAGAUCCUUUUGAUGUCAUGACUUCUAAGCAGAGAUUAUCACUAAGAACUAACCCUUUCAAUCCAAACAGCUUAAAUACACUUUAAAAGCAAUUAGAGUUAGGAUCUAUUAACAAAUAAAAUUAAGGUACUGCUAACGAUGAAAAUAGCGAUGCAUUCUUUACUACUGGAGUUGGAUAAUUCUCAGCAAACACCAUCUAAAACUAAAAACUAACUCCUGAUUCUAAAGUUCAUCUUAAACUAAGGCAAAACAGAAAAAGCUCGUAAUAAUCAACCUUUUAUGGGAUUGUUGCUAACGAAAGCUAAACUCCUUAACACAAUAAACUUCCUACUACUAUCACAGAAGAAGAAAAUUACAUAGAAAAUAAAAUCCUUAAUAACAAAAUGAGAAGAUAUGUUGGAGAAUCAUAAAAAACAAAAGAAUAAUUAGCUCAAGUAGCUCUUGAAUAAUUCGGGGAUAUGUCUCAUAAUGCUUUUGUCAACAAAGUUGGUUAAACCUUAGAAUAUAAAAUGUAGAUUCUUAAAAAACUAAACUAAAAUGGUUUGCAAAGUCCUACAAAUGUUUUCGCUGAUUUAUAUGAAGAGUUUGGUUUAAAAAAGAAAACAAACUUUAAAGUCCGCAAGAGUUUGGCUGCUAGCAAUCAAGGAAGUCAGAAAGAUCUCAACAGCAAAGCCUAAUCUACACCAAACGGACAAGACUUCCAGAAAAAAAUACUCUAAGAGAGAAAGAAUUAAAUUAAAGAAAACAUCAAAAAACAAAACACAUUGAAUUACAUUGAAGACAUCAACCUAGUUACUAGUGGUACUCUGUAAGAUCAUAUCUAAAGAGGGAAAACAUUCCAUUCAUUGUAGCAAAACUCUAUGUAAGAAUUGAAUACUCCUGACCAUUUCUCAAGAAAUAAAGUUAGAGCUUCAACCACCAUCAACUUCAACACUUACAAUCACUAAACUUCUUCAUCAUAAGACUCUAGAAGAAUAAGUGAUAGAUAAAAAAGUUUUGAUGAAAUAAACUUGAGUGGAUAUGAGUCACAAACAUCAUCUUAAUCAAGCAUAACACUUCCAAAGAGAAACAGCUUUGCAGAUAAAUUUAAAAACCCUCCUAUGAUAUAAGUAAAGAAUUUAGAUGUUUUAGAGGAAGUGUCUGAGAAUAACUCUCCAGUUAAAAUUACCCAAGAGCAAACUAAAAAAAGAAACAAUACUGUAAACGAAAUGAAAAGUCCUAGCUAAAGCGAAUAUGGGUUAUCAAAAUCACAACUUUUGUAAGUUUAAUAUUUGUAAUAGAAAAUGAAUAAUGUUUAAGGCAGGAUGUCUUUAGAGAGUAAUGAAAAUACAUCUUCGUAGAAUCUUACUAGCAAAAGCUAGGUUUUCUUAAACCCUUCAAAACAAAUACUAACGAACUCAAGCAAUUAUAAUACAGGAAACAGCUAAUCUUAAAAUUCUGAUACAUCAUCAGUCACUAACAAUUCUAAUAUAUACACUAGUAAGUCAUUUUUAAAUAGAAACGCAACCAGCUUGAAAAAAAAAUAAGAAGCAAGAAGGGCUAUUUCCAGAAAUUCUUCAUCCAACUCUAAAGAAAAUUCUUUUAGAAUCAGUGCAAAAUAAAAUAACUUUUUCUCUCUUCAUAAAACUAUGCAAUAUUGCCAAUCCCAAGGCAAUAUGUAACAUUAAAACCCAAAUAGUACUCAAGUUUGA
Molecule: messenger RNA, 3762 nt
Organism: Tetrahymena thermophila SB210
Lineage: Eukaryota; Ciliophora; Oligohymenophorea; Hymenostomatida; Tetrahymenidae
Product: cyclic nucleotide-binding domain protein
Exons: 8
Source: RefSeq, a predicted model, not a curated record